AAUAUAUAUAUACAUAUAAAUAUGGCGACCUUGCUCCUUUCAAUCUACUGCUCAGCCUUUGCUUCUCUUAGUUAUAGCUUCUUUUCCAUAUUAUAGUGGAUCAGGGUCAUGAUGGGUAGUUUCCAGCUCAUUCUUGUAUUGUCACUUUCUUUCAGUUUGUGCCUCUUUUCAAGUUCUGUUUCAGCUCAGCUUAGACAAAAUUAUUAUGCCAAUAUUUGCCCAAAUGUGGAAUCCAUUGUUAGAAAUGCAGUUCAAAAGAAAUUUCAGCAGACUUUUGUCACUGUUCCUGGAACCCUCCGUCUCUUCUUCCAUGAUUGCUUUGUGCAGGGAUGUGAUGCUUCAGUUAUAAUCCAAUCCACUCCGAACAACAAAGCAGAGAAAGACCACCCGGAUAAUUUAUCAUUGGCCGGGGAUGGAUUUGACACCGUGAUCAAGGCCAAAGCCGCCGUGGACGCCAUCCCCAGCUGCAGAAACAAGGUGUCAUGUGCAGAUAUUCUUGCAAUGGCAACAAGAGAUGUUGUUGCUCUGUCUGGUGGACCUUCAUAUGCUGUUGAAUUGGGAAGACUUGAUGGCCUCAGCUCAACUGCUGCUAGCGUUAAUGGCAAACUGCCUAAGGAAACUUUCAAUCUGAAUCAACUCAAUUCUCUCUUUGCUUCUCAUGGCCUCUCCCAGACUGACAUGAUUGCUCUCUCAGCGGCACACACCCUUGGAUUUUCCCACUGCAACAGGUUCAGCAACAGGAUAUACAAUUUCAGUCGUCAAAAUCCAGUGGAUCCUACACUCAACCCGUCCUAUGCAACUGAACUACAGCAGAUGUGCCCCAGGAACGUGGAUCCCAGGAUAGCCGUCAACAUGGACCCGAUCACACCUAAUACCUUUGACAAUGUAUACUUCAAGAACCUCCAGAAUGGAAAGGGACUCUUCACUGCAGACCAAGUCCUCUUUACAGACCCAAGGUCCAGGCCCACUGUUAAUGCAUGGGCUAGCAACUCCCCAGCCUUUGAGAGAGCCUUUGUUGCCGCCAUGAAGAAAUUGGGCCGGGUCGGAGUCAAGACAGGCAAAAAGGGAAAUAUCCGUCAAGAUUGUGCUGUUUUAAAUUAAAAUAAAAGUCAAGAAAAUAAGAGAGGGAAAAUAUUUUAUUUGUAAAUUGAAUAAAAUGUGAGAAUAAAUGAUGUGAAAGGAAAGUGAAGAGGGGAUGAUGUUGGGAUUGACUUGAAUUUUUGAGUGGCUUCUUAAUCUUAACAGGGUUGUGUAGUUGUUGAAAGUGUCAAAUGUUUCAAUAAUCAAUACAAAGGGCAGUGGAAGUA
Hevea brasiliensis (rubber tree) is the source of this 1307-nucleotide messenger RNA. RefSeq names its product peroxidase 73. The record is from RefSeq and is a predicted model, not a curated record. Bases 109 to 1101 code for a protein of 330 amino acids. Gene Ontology annotation, biological process: response to oxidative stress; hydrogen peroxide catabolic process. The transcript has 4 exons. Gene Ontology annotation, molecular function: peroxidase activity; heme binding. NCBI's taxonomy places the organism in Eukaryota, Viridiplantae, Streptophyta, Magnoliopsida, Malpighiales, Euphorbiaceae.